Molecule: messenger RNA, 660 nt
Organism: Symbiodinium sp. CCMP2456
Lineage: Eukaryota; Dinophyceae; Suessiales; Symbiodiniaceae
Source: the annotation of a GenBank genome assembly
AUGACAGCGGCGAAGAGGGCCAAAAUCAUCAUGGAUUGCCUUCUUGGAUCCCUGGCCUUCGUGGCCCUCUUCUUCUCGGUGGAUGGCUCGGCUGUAGCUGCCAGGAGCCCUUCGGAGUGCCCCAUCGAGCAAGGAACAUUUCUGUGGUACACCUUCGUGGCCCUGCUUUCCGUGACCCUGAACUUCCUCCCGCGCAGCCUGGAAAGUCAUCUCGCUUGGCGAAGCUUCGUUCAGGAGGACACCACUCAUCGGCGCUGGCAGCUCUGGCGCAGGCACUGCAAGGACUCCGGCUUUUGGGUGCUCAGCGUUGCUCUCUCACUCUUGCAUCUUCUGGUCAUCAUGGCCUUCCUGGCGAACUUGGCGGAGGCAGAUGAGUACAAGUGGAUGUUCACCUGCGCAGUGGUGAUUUUGCGUCUGCAAAGAGAUCUGUUUCUUGCUGUUUGGCCUCGAAAGCAGAUGAAAGGAAAAAUUGUUAUCGUGCCGCUGAUUGCAUGCUUGCUCUCGAGCCUGGGCACCGAGCUGGCCAUGUGUGGUGCUGACAGCAUCGACGUCCCACGUUCAACAUCUGAGUCUGGAGGUGGCUCACAGCUAGAUUUCAAAGACCAGUCGCUAAUUUUCCCCAUGUAUAGCCAUGCAGUUGGGAGCGCAUGGCAAGCGUAA